AUGGAGUUCAAGGAGGGGGACUGGCAUUGCGAGCAGUGUGGGGACCACCAGUUCGAGAAAAACAAGACGUGCCGGAAGUGCGGCGCCAUGAAGCCUGGAGUCGUGGCCACGAACAAUCAGGUCUCCAAAGAAGGUGACUGGAUAUGCUCGGCCUGUGGCGACCUGCAGUUCGCCCGGAACGCCGCCUGCCGCAGGUGCGGUGCGCCGAGACCGGGCGCGGGCGGCCCGGGCAUGGGCGCGGGCCCACUGGGCAGGGGCGGGGGCGGCAAAGGGCCUCCCACGGGGAUGAUGGGCGGCCCCAUGGGCGGCGCGGGCAAGGGCUGCGCGGGGAAG
Prorocentrum cordatum is the source of this 333-nucleotide messenger RNA. Lineage: Eukaryota; Dinophyceae; Prorocentrales; Prorocentraceae. The record is from the annotation of a GenBank genome assembly.